AUGCGCAAACAGCAUGCGUGUUGGGGAUAUGUUGACAAAUUACAACGAGUGGUCCAACACACUGUUUUCAGUUUGGCGAAACUUUUAUCAAACUAGUAGUCUAGUCAUCAAGGCUUAGAAUGCCUCAUUUAAAAGAACCAAAGGUGACAGAACCUUUAUGGAAAGAUUGGGAUUACAAGGCACAGAAGAAGGGGAUCCGUCACACCGUUUACUCUGUAAAUGGUGACGAAUACACCGGGGAAUGGCUAGAUAAUAAAAAACAUGGCAAAGGAACAUAUAAAUGGAAAUCAACGGGAGCUAUUUAUGAUGGAGACUGGAAAAAUGGAAAAAGGAAUGGUUUUGGAACACUCAGCACACCUGAUGGAAAAGGUGGAUUUAAAAAAGAAUAUUCUGGAGGUUGGAAAAACCACAUGAGACAUGGUUAUGGAACACAGUAUUAUUCUGAUAAUGAAUAUUAUGAAGGAGAGUGGUAUGCUGAUAAAAGAAGUGGCUGGGGAAGGAUGUACUAUGCUAAUGGAAAUAUAUAUGAAGGAGAAUGGUAUGACGAUAUGUGCAAUGGACAAGGAAUGUUGCGAUUAGGUGAGAAUCAGUGAUUAGCAAAACCCAUGA
Molecule: messenger RNA, 609 nt
Organism: Lingula anatina
Lineage: Eukaryota; Metazoa; Brachiopoda; Lingulata; Lingulida; Lingulidae
Product: MORN repeat-containing protein 3
Source: RefSeq, a predicted model, not a curated record